Messenger RNA from Rhododendron vialii, 1956 nucleotides. RefSeq lists its product as uncharacterized. Gene Ontology annotation, cellular component: RNA polymerase III complex. Lineage: Eukaryota; Viridiplantae; Streptophyta; Magnoliopsida; Ericales; Ericaceae. Gene Ontology annotation, molecular function: single-stranded DNA binding. The coding region runs from base 87 to 1661 and encodes 524 amino acids. The transcript is spliced from 14 exons. The record is from RefSeq and is a predicted model, not a curated record. Gene Ontology annotation, biological process: DNA-templated transcription.
AUCACUCGCCCUCUCUCUCCUUCCCGCCGAUCCUCUCUCUCUGCAAGCCUCCCUCCACACAGAAACACGAAAAUCGCAGAAGAACAAUGGUGUCUCAGCACGGCAUCAAGCUCGCCGUUUACCUCAUCUCCUCUUACUUUGGCGAUCUCGUAGCUAAAGUGUGUGAGUGUCUUCUCCGCAGAGGAACCCUGCCCCUUGGAAGCAUCGUACUAUACACAGAGCUCAACAAGCUUCAAGUCACAAACUGCCUGCUUGUUUUAAUCCAACAUAAUUGCGUCCAAGCCUUUGCAAUCGAACAACAGGGCGGCUUUGGAGCGGCACCUAAGGUUGUAACUCAGUACAUGGCGUUGUUUGACAACAUAAUCCACCAUAUGAGGUUUCCUAAAUUUUUGGAAAUUGUGUCUCAAGAAUUUGGUAAAGAAUGCCUACAAAUCCUUGAAGGCUUACUCAUGCAUGGUAGGCUUUCACUUAAUCAGAUUUUGGAUAGGCAUAAGGACACAUCAAAUGAAAGAGAAGGAAAUUGUUCUUCUAAGGAUGCUGUGGAAAUUUCUUUCAAUAGACUUGUGCAUGCCCGAUAUGUGGAACGCUGUCCAGCGCAUGAGCCAUUCCUUGCCCCUCCUGAAGAAGAAACUGGCGUGAAGAAAAAAGGUUCUAAGUCUGCUAAGGUGACUGAGGAAUUGACCAUGGAGCAACAUGCUUUAGCAGCAGCAGCCCCUAUGGAGGCUUUAAGAUUUUUAGUGGAAACGUAUGCUGAGACUGAUGAUAAUGAACAAGAGAGUGAGGAAAAACUCCCUAGCGUGGCCGUUGGGGAGAAGCGCAAGCAUAUUGAUUCCAAGUUGGAUACAGAAGCCGGGACUAAGAAGAGAAAGAAAGAAAUUCUUUGGCGUGCUAAUUUUGAAGAAUUUGUGAGAUGCCUUAGGAAUAAGGCUUGCAUUGCAAAUGUAAGAACACGGUUUGAUGAUGGGGCAGCCAUUGUUCUGAAUGCAAUUUUGGAGGCAACUAAACGUUCAGACACGAAAGCGAAAAUAGAAAAAUCUGUUCCUCUGUCUGUGAAUAGUAUUUUUGAAGAGGUCAUGAAGAGUGAAGAUGGUCGUACAAUGACGUUAGAACACGUGAGAGUUGCCCUCAUAGAAUUGGGUUGUCAUCUUCCUUCAAUAAGCCUAGAUGAAACAUAUAGCAUUGAUCUGAAGCACAUAAUUGAACUAGCUCAAAAUGAGGAGGUGGAAUCAAUUGUGUUGAAGAGAUACGGCAGGGAAGCUUAUAGGAUGUUCAGGCUACUAUCAAAGGCUGGUCAUCUUCUCGAGACGGAUAAGAUUUCAGAUACCACUUUUGUUGAAAAGAAAAAUACAGCAAAAAUUCUGUUUAAGCUCUGGAAAGAUGAUUAUUUACAUUUGGAGAAAAUAGUAGCAACUGGAAGUAGACAGACACAAUUCUUUUUGUGGAAAGUUAAUAAGCAAUCUCUUUGGGGACAUGCAUUAGAUGAGAUGUACCACGCUGCCUUAAAUUUGAGAAUACGAAAUGCUGUAGAGCAAGAGCAAGGAAAAGAGAUCCUUGUCGGUGACUUGCAGAAAAAAUCCGCGCGACUGAGAAAAAUCAGGAUUGUGUUAGAAUCUUCCCUUAUGAAGCUCGACGAUGCUAUCAUGCUCUUCCAUGACUUCUAAAGUAAGACCUAGACCGCUCCGUCUUUUUUUUUUUUUUGGUAUGGAAUUAGUUUUCGGGUGUAUAUGGAAGUUGGAUUUGUGAAGUAAUUCGUCAAGGGAAAAGAAGAAACGGCUUUUCUUUCCUGUUUAGUAAAGUCUUGCUUUUUUAUUUUGAUGGGAGUAGGUAAUGCAAUAUUAAGGAAUUUCACUGCAUCAUCUUUCCCGUUAUGUGAUGAAAUGAAUCCCAUUUUCUUUUCAAAAAUGCUACUUGCACAACCGUUGUGUUAGUUGUGUAUAGCACUUUUGCUUUCUUUUC